Messenger RNA from Pseudomassariella vexata, 1194 nucleotides. RefSeq names its product coproporphyrinogen III oxidase. Gene Ontology annotation, cellular component: mitochondrial intermembrane space; cytoplasm. The coding region runs from base 1 to 1194 and encodes 397 amino acids. Gene Ontology annotation, molecular function: coproporphyrinogen oxidase activity. Lineage: Eukaryota; Fungi; Ascomycota; Sordariomycetes; Amphisphaeriales; Pseudomassariaceae. The transcript has 2 exons. The record is from RefSeq and is a predicted model, not a curated record.
AUGUCUAAAAGGCGUGUAUCCCAAUUAUUGACGCUGCGGUCUCGGCUGCCAGCUGCCCCGCGAUGCCAGGCGAGGCCCUUCACAUCCGCUGCAAGAAGCAGCAGCGCGCGUCUUACGAAUGGGGUUCUCUUGGCGGCUGCUGGAGCUGCUACAGUGUCGGUUCUGACAUGUGCUGUGGCAAACCAGAAGCCCCUAAAGCUCGACUCCCGCUCCCUCGCCGAUAAGGACGAACGCACGAAGCGCGAAGACGGCGUCACCGAAGAAUCGCCAAUGCGUCUGCGCAUGGAAGAGUUCAUUCGCGAGAAACAAAAGGAAAUCGUUUUUGCGCUAGAGCAGAUCGACGGCAAAGCCUUCCGCUUGGAUGAGUGGCAACGGCCCAACGGCGGUGGCGGGCUGUCGUGCGUCUUGCAAGACGGUAGCGUCUUUGAGAAGGCGGGCGUCAAUAUCAGUGUUGUCUACGGCACGUUGCCCAAGGCUGCAAUCGACAAAAUGCGCGUCAACCACAAGAACCUGCCUGACGAGGAGCAAUUGGACUUCUACGCCCUAGGCUUGAGUAUGGUGCUGCACCCGCAUAACCCCAUGGCGCCCACCGUGCACUUGAACUGCCGAUACUUUGAGACCAUGAAGCCAGAUGGCACAUCGCAGGCGUGGUGGUUUGGCGGCGGCAGUGACUUAACCCCAAGCUACCUGUUUGACGAGGAUGCAAUACACUUCCACAAAACAUUGAAGGACGCCUGCGACAAGCAUGACAAGGACUAUUACCCCAGAUUUAAAAAGUGGUGCGACGAAUAUUUCUGCAACAAACACCGGGGCGAGGCUCGAGGCAUCGGCGGGAUCUUCUUCGACGACCUGGAUGAGACGGUGGUAGAUGCUGAAAAUGGAUUUGCCUUUAUCAAAGAAGUCUUGAACAGCUUCUUGCCCUCUUACCUGCCCAUCAUCGAGAAGCGUAAGGAUAUGCCAUUCACACCUACGGAGAAGGAGUGGCAGCAAAUAAGGAGAGGCCGGUAUGUUGAGUUCAACUUGGUCCACGACAGAGGCACAGCUUUUGGGCUCAAUGUGCCGGGGUCGAGAGUCGAGAGCAUCCUUAUUAGCUUGCCUCUUACGGCUCAAUGGAGAUAUAUGCAUGAAGCCGACCCCAAGAGUCGAGAACAGAGACUUGUCGAAGUUCUACAGAACCCCAAGGAAUGGGUGUAA